Molecule: messenger RNA, 1899 nt
Organism: Annulohypoxylon truncatum
Lineage: Eukaryota; Fungi; Ascomycota; Sordariomycetes; Xylariales; Hypoxylaceae
Product: glycoside hydrolase family 45 protein
Exons: 2
Coding region: 636-1361 (241 amino acids)
Biological process (GO): carbohydrate metabolic process
Molecular function (GO): cellulase activity
Source: RefSeq, a predicted model, not a curated record
UUAAGAAUGAUGUUGUUUAUGAUCCACCGUGAGAUGCAUGAUCAUGUAAGCUAUCAACUAACCAUUCAGGGACGAAUGUAACCAUGCCUUCUCCGCAUUUAGCUACCCUAUGCGGGGAAUUGCCUAAGGGGUUCUCCCCAAGCAAGCUGUCUACCAACCUACUAUAUGACCUCACGGAGCUAGGAUCCCGGCGGCUAUUGGCCACUAAGUCAUUUUUCCAGAUAGCCAUCCAAAUUUUGCCGGCUGCUCGCUCCACUCAGCUAGGCUCCGUUUCAUCAACGGGGGCCUGGCCCGCGUUGAUCCCCCAUAUAUCUACAUUACGUCGAUACGCGCCAUCCCACAGGGGCGCCCUCGCCUCAGAUCCAGGGCACACUCGCGAGCAUAGUGCCUAGAAAUCCCAUAGUGUCGGAAAGAGAUUACUUUUCCCGGUGGGCCGUAGUGAGGGGAGAUGAUCGGCGGUUCUGCGCAAGAAUCUGGGGGGCGAGCGAAGGGUCGGCGUGGGAUAUUUUAAGGCUGGUCGGAUUCCGGAUUGCGUGCUUCUCUUGUACUCUUCUUUUUUCACUUGGUAGUCACGACUUUGGGUUGGAUCUAUCAUAUAUCGAAGAUACCUGAGAAGCAAAGAAACUAGGUAGACGAUGCAGCUUUCCACGAUCCUAGGCCUCUCGGCCUGCCUGGCGGGGCGCCUGGCGGCGGCGCAGGGGGCGUCGGGGACGGGGCAGACGACGCGGUACUGGGACUGCUGCAAGCCGAGCUGCGGGUGGACGGAGAAGACGAACAGCGGGAAGCUGGUGGGGACGUGCUCGAAGGACGACCAGCCGCUGAACGACAACGGGGCGACGAAGAGCGCGUGCGACAGCGGCGGGUCGGCGUUCAUGUGCAGCAACCAGAGCCCGUGGGCGGUCAACGACACGGUAAGCUACGGCUGGGCCGCCGUCCGCAUCGCCGGCCAGACCGAGACCACGUGGUGCUGCGCGUGUUAUGAGUUGACCUUCACGAGCGGGCCGGUUAGCGGCAAGAAGAUGGUCGUCCAGGCUAGCAACACGGGCGGCGAUUUGGGGUCUAACCAUUUCGAUCUUGCGAUCCCCGGCGGCGGCGUAGGCAUCUACAACGCGUGCACGGACCAGUACGGCGCGCCGUCGAACGGGUGGGGCGAGCGGUACGGCGGCGUCUCCUCGCGCGAGGCCUGCGACGGCUUCCCGGAGGCCCUGAAGGACGGGUGCUACUGGCGCUUCGACUGGUUCGGCGGCGCGGACAACCCCGGCGUCGAGUUCAAGCAGGUCGCGUGCCCCGCGGCGCUGGUCGAUAAGAGCGGGUGCCAGCGGAGCAACGACGCUAUUGAUGAGACGCCUACGCAGGAUUAAUGAUUGCAUACCUGGUACCUGACUACCUAACUUGCGGGAGGUAUAGGUGUGGGGGGUUGUGGGGGUCGCGGAGGGAGUGGGGAGGUUCGCGGGAGGUUUGGUGUAUAUAGGUUGGCGGGUUAGAUAAGUAUAUAUAAAAUCGCAACUAUCUGGCAUUCGAUUAUCUUAGAAUUCAUCUUACAGAUAUACCUCGGCUUCUUGUAGUUAGAAAGAAGAGAUCGAAGAGAUCCCAGACGACGGAAUCCACAGCAGAGAUGCGACCAUGCUAAUAACUACGACAAUGUGGUAAAUAGCAGAUCCGCCCCUUAUCGCGUAAACACGUACAUUUGGAUUCUCCUUGAAUUAUUCGGACCUGAUCACCCUAAUCCAAACAAAGUUAUAAGGUCUUUUAGGUGAUGAUAGUUGACUUGCACGUGUGAGAUUGUAUUGUUGCUAUCGCAUAUCAAAGUGUGGCGAUGAAGCCCCUGACUAAAUUCAUUCUAGUUAGACCAUGUCGCGAAAGAACCGCCAAGAAGUCUAUAAUAUCAUAAUAUACUAA